CAACCCCAAUUUUGCUGCUGGACUCAAAUCGAGGAUCCGUAUUAAAAAAUGAGUCGUCCAGUAGGAAAAAACUCAUACGUCGCGAUGUAUUCAAGCAAACCUGUUCCCUGUCGUUGUUUUCCCGCCAUAUCUGAAAGAGGCGCCUGAAAAGCAGAGAGGCAAACGAGCAAAACCCUAGCUCUCCCAUGCACGAUCCAUGUCUCCCUCUGCAACGCCCAAAUCUCCACCUUCUCUCUCUACCAUUUCCGAAAAUGGCGAAAAUCAUCUCCGGACGUUCUUCGUUCUUCACAGUGCAUUGCCUCGAAAGCCCGAGCAAAAAUCUCCGGCACCUGGUAAAACCAGAAGGAAGGUAGAUUUAUCUCCAGCGUCUCCCAAACCAAGUGAGAAACCCGAGCCUGAUCUUUCCAACGAGGAAGAUGAUCGUCUAUAUGAGCAGCUGCGGAUCGAAGCUUUUGAUCUGGUCUGGUCGAAGAUCGAGACUGCCAUUAAGGGCAUUUUGAGGCAGAUUAAUAUCAGCUUCUUCAAUGAGAUACACCAUUGGGUCUGUGAAUCUUUUGACACAAUCAGAUCCUCCACAACGCAUGGUUUCCCUGGAAUGAAGCAACCAUAUCACCUUGCAACUGACUACAUUUGCAAACAGAUAUUCACGGCUCUGAUAUUUACAAAGAAUAUUGAGUUUGUCGAUGAUCUUCUGACAUUUGAGGAGCUUGGUGUGCAUUUGAAGGCUCAGGGAUGUCAUGUGGCGAACCUUUCAUCGAUAGACUUUUCUGUCAAGAAUGGGAUUGGCGGUUGCCUUAGAAGUUUGCUGAGACAGUUAGUUGCAGUUACUCCUGAUGCAGCUGAUAUUUCUAUUUUAGCCGCUUGGUAUGGUGAACGGGAAAACUGUGACAAUCCCAUGGUCAUAAUCAUUGAUGACAUGGAACGAUGCAGUGGCACCAUAUUAGCUGAGUUCAUCAUGUUGUUGAGUGAGUGGACAAUCAAGAUACCAAUCAUUUUAAUAACGGGAGUUGCAACAACUAUUGAUGCCCCAACGAAACUGCUUCCAUCAAAUGCGCUGCAGUGCUUGCAGCCUUGUAAGUUCAUGUUGAGUUCCCCGACUGAGCGAAUGGAUGCAAUCAUCAGGGACAUUCUUGUAAAACCUUGUUGUGGUUUUGGAGUUGGUCAUGAGGUAGCGAUAUUCUUGAGGAACUAUUUUUUGAAGCAUGAUGGAACAGUAACUUCCUUUAUUAGGGCUUUAAAGAUUGCAUGCAUUAAGCAUUUCUCCAUGGAGCCACUGAGUUUCUUAGGCCAAGGCGAAAUUGGUGACAACAGUCAGGUAUUUUGGAAAAAGAAGUGUGAAAUGUUGCCUGAGGUGAUGCUUAAACAUGCUUUUGGUCUUCCAUCUUGUCAGAGGGAGGAAUUUAAUGAAAUGACGGUUGAUAGUUUGGCUUGCGGGCUGUCAGAAUUGAGGAGAUUGCAAAGGAACUGGAGCUCUGUGGUCAUGUGCCUAUAUGAAGUCGGCAAAUUUCACAAAAUGCACCUGCUGGACAUUUUCUGUGAGGCAAUCAAUCCAGCCCUCUGCAACUCAAGGGCGUCGGAUUAUUUCUUGGGAGGAAGGAAAGAUUUAAUGCCUUCAUCAGUUGAUCAGGGAUGCCAUGAUGGUGAAUGUUCUGGCCUUACAAAAGGAAGCUUUAUUUUUCAGGUGGCACGUAAGGUGAGGGAUCUUCCAAUGGGAUCACUGCCUCAACUGUUUAAGAUUUGGGCAAAGCACACUGAGGAAAUGGCUGAGAUCAAUCACAAAGUGAAAGAGCUGCAAUCAGCAAUGAGAUAUGAGGAAGAUGGCAAGAGUUUAAAACAUAAGGGCCUCGACUCACGCGAGAGGUCUACAUCUAGAUGCCGUUUGAAUGUGGAAAAAGGUACACCAUCAGUGAAAGAGAGAGCUGCUAUGCUGAUUGAGUGUAUGGUCAGGGAUUAUCUGAAACCAAUGGAGGUAACACCUUUUCACGAAAUUGUCUGCUUCAAGCAUGUUGCAAUACUGCAAUCAGCUUUAAUUGGAGAUCCAAGGAGAACGAUUCAGGUCGAUCUUCUCAAGUCCUACACCUAUCUCCAAUGUAGUUGCUGCAGCAAGGGUGGGAGUGUGUUGUUGCCGUCCACGCAUGAUACCUCAAUUAUGUACAAUUUGGCACAAGAGCAUGGGGAUCUUAUCAACCUUCAUGAUUGGUAUCAAUCCUUUAAAGCAACAGUCAGCUCAAACCCCAAAAGCAAACAGAAGAUGCAGCAGUCACCAAUGUCCAAAAAAAGAAAAGCUACUUCUGUGCCUAUGGAAUUAGAUGAAGCUUCAAUCCAAGGUCGGUUUUGCAGAGCAGUUACAGAGCUCCAAAUCACAGGGCUUCUUCGGAUGCCGAGCAAGAGACGUCCUGAUUAUGUGCAGAGAGUUGCUUUUGGACUGUAGCAGUUGAAUGGUAAAAGAAGGUUCGAUAUCUUUCUUUUUUUUUAAAAAAAACUUUAAAAAACUAUGCUAAUUUAGAAGCUCCAUCUUGUUUGAUUGGGCUUGUAAUUACUGAAAUGUUAGUUUUAUUCACAAAACAGAAUGUUGUAAUUCUAUCUUUUUUAAAACCAAAAAAUAGAAUUAGGAUGUUAUAGUGAAGGUCCAAGAACCAAUCCCUUUAAUUCUGAUUUUUACCCUCUUUCUGCACCA
This is a messenger RNA of Magnolia sinica, 2677 nucleotides long. RefSeq names its product origin of replication complex subunit 3. Gene Ontology annotation, biological process: DNA replication; DNA replication initiation. The transcript is spliced from 17 exons. The coding region runs from base 197 to 2431 and encodes 744 amino acids. Lineage: Eukaryota; Viridiplantae; Streptophyta; Magnoliopsida; Magnoliales; Magnoliaceae. The record is from RefSeq and is a predicted model, not a curated record. Gene Ontology annotation, cellular component: nuclear pre-replicative complex; nuclear origin of replication recognition complex; DNA replication preinitiation complex. Gene Ontology annotation, molecular function: DNA replication origin binding.